Messenger RNA from Paralichthys olivaceus (Japanese flounder), 1723 nucleotides. RefSeq names its product acyl-coenzyme A thioesterase 5-like. NCBI's taxonomy places the organism in Eukaryota, Metazoa, Chordata, Actinopteri, Pleuronectiformes, Paralichthyidae. Gene Ontology annotation, biological process: fatty acid metabolic process; acyl-CoA metabolic process. The record is from RefSeq and is a predicted model, not a curated record. Gene Ontology annotation, molecular function: fatty acyl-CoA hydrolase activity.
CUCGCGUGUUACCUAACCCUAACCCUUCCUGGAGUCCUCCGCAGUCUGAGGAUCGCUGAGGUUCCAGUGAGUCUCCACAGCCUCUCAGCUCUUGAGCCUCUCCGCAGGCUGCUCAGUUCACGAUGGACAGGACACAAUGUUGCUUGAGUCUGUCGGUCCAGCCGUCCAGAGGACUAAUGGAUGAGAAGUUCAUUGUCCUCAUCCAGAAUGGUCCACCUGGUUUCAAGUUGACUGUCCACGCCUUCCACCAGUCUGAAGAUGGACACAAAUGGGAGGCGUUUGGUCACUACACUGCUGAUGCCACUGGGACUGUGAACGUUUCAGAGGAUCUCAGUCUGGGUGGGACAUAUUCGGGGGUUGAACCAAUGGGUCUAUUGUGGAGCCUCAUACCAGUUCCAGGCAGCAAACCUGGGCUCAGGAUGAGGAGGUUGAACAUCCAGAUUCCCAUGGAGGUCACAAUCUCAGUGUACCAGGGUCACCAGACUGAGGGGUUUGUGGAUCAAGUGUCGCUGGCCUCUGUAUUGGUGGAGCGAUGGUACAUGGCGCCUGGCGUCCGCAGGAUCCCAAUCACAGAGGGUGGACUCACUGCGAUGCUUUUCCUGCCCCCAGGACCUGGACCUUUUCCUGGUGUCUUGGACCUGUGGGGGGGUGGAGGGAAGUUGGUAGAGUACCGCUCAGCGCUGUUGGCCUCCCAUGGCUUUGCCUCCCUUGCUCUUGACUACCUCACAAAUAAAAUCACCAUUGAAACUGGAAAGUUAGUGGACAACAAGUACUUUGAGACAGCCUACAGUAUCCUGCAGCAGCAUCCUCAGGUCCUUGGCAGUAGGAUCGCCAUGGUGGGACUUUCCUUAGGUUGUGCAAUCACCUUCAAAAUGGCUGUUUAUUCUGACGUUUUUAAGCUCAGCUGUGCAGUGUGUAUUAGUGGGAGUCACGUGCAGCCAGUUGAUGGAUCUUUGGAGCAAAUGAUGUCUUUCUUUCAGGAAAACGCUCAGAAAAUUCGUGUCACUGAGGAGAACCACGCGAUCAUGCGGGACCUGCUGCUGCCCAUUCCCGCUGACUCCUCAUUCAAAGUAGACGUGGGACAACUCCAGUGUCCUCUGUUGUUGGUUGUAGGUGAGGAUGAUCAGAAUUGGCCAGCCCAUGAGUCUGCGAUGGAUAUAAAGGAGAUGAUGGAGCGAGCAGGGAACAGCCACCUGUUGACUGUCCUGUCAUACCCAAACACUGGUCAUCUUAUUGAACCUCCAUACACUGCGCAUGCCAGAGCCAGCAACUUCAUAUCAGCCUCAUCUGGUGAAAAGUUCAUUGCUUUGUGGGGUGGAGAGAAGGUUGCACACUCUUAUGCUCAGGAAGAUGCCUGGAGGAAGAUGCUGCUCUUUCUGAGGGAGAAUCUUUAUGCUGGCAGAAACCCUGUUCUACCCCCUUCUUCCCACCUGUGAUCUAGGUAAUUACUUCAAGGAAAUUCAGUUGCUAAGUAAGGGGAAUUUGAGUCAUAGCUUAUGGAUGUAUAAAUCCCUUUAGUUAUAGUUUUAUAUGUCUCAUAACAGAUGCACUUUUAUGGCUCAGAUUGGCAUGAAACCUUCUUGACUUAACCAUCAGUACAAUAGAUGAGUAACUUGUAGAAAACACACUCACCAAGCAUCCUCUUUUUAAUUUUAUCUGACUGUCAUACUGUCAUUACAAUAAUUAAAUAAUAAAAUAACCACUGCAAGUCUCAUCAGCCUCA